Messenger RNA from Musca domestica (house fly), 2644 nucleotides. RefSeq names its product phosphatase Herzog (gene hzg). NCBI's taxonomy places the organism in Eukaryota, Metazoa, Arthropoda, Insecta, Diptera, Muscidae. The record is from RefSeq and is a predicted model, not a curated record. Gene Ontology annotation, molecular function: RNA polymerase II CTD heptapeptide repeat phosphatase activity. The coding region runs from base 1314 to 2393 and encodes 359 amino acids. The transcript is spliced from 7 exons.
UCCCUAUUUGCCUCAGUCACAUUUAGACACAAUGAAAAUGAACUGACUGGUCGCGGACGGAAAAAAAUGAAUUGAAACGACAAAGAAUAUACGAAGAAAAGAAAAUCGUGAAAAAAGAAUAAUUAUUUUUUAAUUAUUUCAGUUUUUAAAACAAGUUCGCAUUAAUAAUAUCGGGUGUGUGAGUGCAUUCUUGUGAGAAAUGUGAGCAAAACAAAAUUUGGGAAAAAAAGAAUAAUUUUUAUUAAAAUAAAUUAAAGUUGUCUAAAAGCAGAUACCAGCCAGCCAGCCAGACUCUGACUGUUGCGCGUAAACAAAACAAAAUUAGAAGAAAAAAAGUUGAAAGGAAAAGAUAAAAAUUUCGUAUAAUUUUGGAUUCCUCCGACCCAUCCGUGUGAGUGUGAAUGAGUGAGAGAGAGCAAACAACGACGACGACGAAACGCAAUACGAAGAAAAUACGACAAGUUGAAUAGUAAAGCAAAACAGAAGUAAGAAACGACAAAAAAGAGAAUAAGAAAGAAAUAGAAUGCAGUUGAAAUAAAGAAAAAAAUAAAAGAAAAACAGCAGCCUCUCUUGCAGUCAUCCCAAGCCACCACAACAACAACAGCAGUAGCAGCAGUUCAUUUCAAAUUCUUAAGUUGCCUUCAUUUGGAUUUUGUGUUUGAAUUCUAAUAAAAUAAAUUUCAGUUUAUUUCGGUUUUAAAGAUUUUAUUUUCUCUCCAAUCUAAAGAGUGCAAUAAUAAAUUUAAAUAAUAAAUAAUCGAAAAGAAAAUAAAAUCAAAAUCCAGCAGCAGCAGCAAGGAAAUUCAAGGGAAAAAAUAUCUCUGCUUUAUAACGCAAAAAGAAAUACAAACAAAAAGAAGCAGAAAAAGAGGGAAUAUAAAGAAAAAGCAAAGAAGAUCUUUUUUAAAACCUGUGUGCAUUUCUUUACGUUAAUUUUCAGUUCAUCGAAUUAUCAACAAGAAAAAAAUUGAAAAUAAAAAGUAAAUUAUUAAAAAAAAAUAUUCCAUAGUGAUUUUUGCCGGCAAAAUAUUUUAUUAUUCCAUUUUCGUUUCGCUGUUAAUUUUUUUCGAUAAAAUAUUUUUGUUUUGUUAAAAUCAUAAAAAUUUCAUCGAAUCAUAAAUAAUUUAAUUAUAAUUUGUGGAAUUCAAUUAUUCUUCGAUCAAUACACGACGACGACGUCCUGCUGUUUCGCAAAAAAAAGAAGCUACUUCAACGCCAACAUUUGAACAAAAAACAUCGUUUCCUUUUUUUUUUCUUCAACAAUUUUUGAAUUAUUUUUUUGGGAUAUUUUCGGUUCAACAAUUUAUGCUUAAAUGGAUGCAACAUCAAUAAUCACACAAGUCGCCCGCGAUGACGAACAAUUGAAUGUUUAUCCAAAUGAAAAAGAAAAUGGGAAUGGUUAUUGCAUGCAGCUGUCAAUAGAUGAUGUGGAACGUCUAAAGCCACAAAAACGCGGUUUCUUUCAAUCGAUUUUAUGCUGUUGGCGUCGCAAUCGUACAAAAACAAAUCAAAAUGGCACACCGAUCGAUGGUUCCACAACACCGCCACCACUACCGGACCAACAAAGGUACCUCCUACCUCAGGUUAGGCACUCGGACAUGCACAAGAAAUGUAUGGUCAUCGAUUUGGAUGAGACAUUAGUGCACAGUAGUUUUAAGCCUAUUCCAAAUGCCGAUUUCAUUGUCCCAGUUGAAAUCGAUGGCACCAUCCAUCAGGUGUAUGUCCUGAAGCGGCCCUAUGUCGAUGAAUUCCUACGAAAAAUGGGUGAACUCUAUGAAUGUGUAUUAUUUACAGCAUCACUAGCCAAAUAUGCAGAUCCCGUUGCCGAUCUGUUAGAUAAAUGGAAUGUUUUUCGUGCAAGACUGUUUAGGGAAUCAUGCGUUUAUUACAGGGGUAAUUAUAUUAAGGAUCUGAAUCGACUGGGACGUGAUUUGCAGAAAAUUGUUAUUGUUGAUAAUUCACCAGCUAGUUAUAUAUUUCAUCCAGACAAUGCGGUUCCUGUUAAGUCCUGGUUUGAUGAUGCCAGCGAUUGUGAACUUUUGGAACUUAUACCACUAUUUGAGAAAUUAAGCAAAGUAGACUCUGUAUAUAGUGUUUUGUGCAAUUCAAACAACCCAUUGAACAAUCACAAUCAGCAGCAGCAACAACAGCAACAACAACAACAUUCAAUACAACAGAACCAACAAACAACGCCACAACAUCAACAGCAACAACCGCAGCAGCAGCAACAACAACAGACCAUUACAGCAACAACAAUCAUAACUCAAGCUUCGACACUGUCAACACCAACAAUACUGACGUCACAGCAACAAAACCAACAACAACCACAGCAGCAGCAACAACAACCAACAGGAAGUCCGCCCAAUCAUAGUGAUCUAAACAAUAAAACGUAACAUCAGUGGGAAUUAAUGUUUAUAAAUAUUUAAUUAAUUUUUUACAUAUUACAAAAAAAAGAAAGAGAAAACAAUAUAUAUUAUGCGUAUAUAUAUAAAGUUUAAUAAUUAAUUUUUUUUAUUAAUUAAUUUCAUUUAUAAUUAUUAAUUAUUUUUUGUUUACGAAAAAAAAAUCAAAAUACAUAACUUAUAUAAUGUUUAAUUUUCCGUUCUACCCCAGGCAAAAUAACAAAUACCCACACCUCCCCUCC